GUUUUCAUUUUACGAAAAGUUGCAUACAAAUGUCUAAGUUAUAACAGGAGAAAGUAUUGUAACAUUAAAUAAAAUAUACUUUCGCGGCCUAGUAACGUAACCAACUGUCACGAGGCCUGUGUGACUCUCGUUAUCCAAUCCGCGUAAGCGCUGAAGCUGAUUGGCUCAUUUCUUGUCCAAUGUCAUUUUAAGAAGUUACAUGUUGGAGGCGACUUAAUUUCGCAGUAUAGUGCAUUACAUAGAGAAUAAUUCAGGACACCCUGAUAAACAUGCUGCAGUGCUUCAAGUUUCACCAGAGUCACAUUCACAGUCUGAAGAGUCAUCCUCACCGUCUGUCCGAAAACCAUGAGAGAAAAUCAGAAUCAGAGUCGGAGAGUGAAGACUCUCCAUUAUCUUGCACACCUCCACAGUUCCUAAAAGCCAAGAACAUGUAUACCUACAGUCGCAUAAACAAGUAUACAGUACGAUUAAGUGACAAAAAGAGGGAUCCUCAGAGCCAGAACUCUGAGAGAUUUAUCAUAAACGCUGUGGAGGAGCAAGAACACCUGAGUGAUGGACAAAGCAAUUCUUCAGAAGCCCAAACUGCGGAGGACAAAGACCUGUGGCCUGCUGAUGAUAGCGAGCCAUCACAAAGCUCUCUAGAUUCCAACUCCACAACGUCCUCCUUCAAUACAGGGAGCACUGAAGCUGAAUCUACCUGUAGUUUCUGUGACAACCAGACAGGAAGUGAAGAUGGAAGCCCAGGGAGAGAUAUGUUGGAUACACCUCCAUCCGGAUCAGGAAUUCUUCUGAAAGACCCCAUGCUUGGAGCUUUUCCGGCUGCAUGGAAAAAGCGUUUCCCUUUCAGCCCUACGCUGCCAAAAACACCAGUACUACCUUUGCGUCCACCCCUUCGGGAAGCACACAGCCGGACUCUCAACCCAUCUCUGCUUAUAUCCCCUUCUCAAGGCCUGAUCUGUUCUCUCCAUCCAGAUGGACGGGAGGCGCUACACACAUUAUUUGAGGACGUGUGGGUCACCCCAGAAUCUACCGUCUUAAAAAGUCCCAGCUUGCCAGGCAGCUUUGCAAAUGACUCUGUAGAGACUUCAGUCAUGAGGGCUGGAAAUGGCAGCAAUCUGUCCUUCAAGAGUGAGGAAGAGAACAAAAGCUCAGAAGAUGAGACCCCAGAACAACUCAUUCCCCUGAAGAGAGCAAGAAAAGGCUUAUCACACAGGCACACUUCAAGAAGAGGACGUGUUACAACACAGCCAAACCUCAAGAAGAAAUGUGUGAACGGCUUCAUUAUGUUCUGCCGAAUGAACAGAAAAUUAUAUAUAAGUUCCUAUCCCGGCAUCCCCUCUACUACAGUCACUAAAGAGUUAGCCAGUCUAUGGCACAUUUUGCCCAAGAAGGAGAGACGUUUGUACUGCUUGAAAGCCUGGAGCUUCAGUCGCCAGCAGAACCGCAAUGUACGCGCUCAAAAACACGAGGCAGAAAUGAAGGCAGAACACUCUGUGCCCAGACCCCUGCACAUGUUACUGGCCUAUAGAGACGAGUGUGCAGCUGUCAAAUGAAGGUCUUCUCUACUGCACUGAGAAUAUAUGCUUGAAAGGUCUACGAAAAACAAGCCAAACAGACCUGCAUUGUAUAGUUCGAUACAGUUUUAUUAAGGUUAAUCACUGUUGUGAUUUUACACAAUUGCAUCUCAGGGAUUUUAAACGAACUCAUUUAUUGUGUGUUAAGUAUAUUUUUUAAUUGUUCUGCAGUUUUUAAUCAUCACAGAGCAUAUUUAUAUCUACAUUGUUUUCAGCAUUUUUCAUUGUGACUUAACAUUGUUAGAUUAAACAUUCAGAUUUUAUUACUUAUUUAUAAUAUAUGGCAAAUGUUAAGUGUCUGUCUUUGUAUAUAUAUUUAUAUAUUUAUUAUAAUGUUUUAUAUUAAGCUGGUUUAUAGCUGUUUUUUAUAGCCUUAAGCCCUUAACCUAAUUAUUCAGAUAGAUAAAGGGGCUGUGAUACGUUUCCCGUGAGAGUUACCAACCUUAUGAAAGUUGUUCUGGUUUGUACUGUGCUGUUAAUAAACCUUGACUGAGUUCAGUUUGUUUUGUGUUUUCAAACUCGUGUGAGACCUGUGCCAACAGAAGAGUUCAGAAAAGCAGAUUUUGACUUCCCACAUCAGCGCAGAAAAUGCAAACAUGAAAGAAUAUCUGGCGAUAUCCAGAUUUGUAGUCUUUUUGCUUGCAACCCUGCAUUACUCCAUCCCUCCAGGUGUCUUAUUUAAAAUUUUGCUGAUUUUGUGUAGUUGUGCAACUGCACAGAGGGACUCUUCUCUCAGAUGCUGGUUGCUAAUGCGUAGCUUCAACACCUCUGCCAGAAGAUCC
Molecule: messenger RNA, 2356 nt
Organism: Carassius auratus (goldfish)
Lineage: Eukaryota; Metazoa; Chordata; Actinopteri; Cypriniformes; Cyprinidae
Exons: 10
Coding region: 270-1553 (427 amino acids)
Source: RefSeq, a predicted model, not a curated record